CUGUUCUGAAAUCUACUCAUUAUCCACGGAAAUCGAGUUUAUUUUGUAUUACUGUGAUGUCUGAAGAGUAGCGGAGAUGUUGAGGGCGGUUGUGCUGGGGAUCCUGUGCUGCGUUCAUGCUGGGUCUGCUGCAGGAACCCACUCCCUGAGGUAUUUCUUCACGGGGGUCUCAGAGGGGACGGAGCUCCCUGAGUUCAGUGCUGUGGGGCUGGUGGACGAUGUGCAGCAUGUGCACUACGACAGUAUCACCAAGAAGAUGAGACCCACACAGGACUGGAUGGAGAGAUCUGAGGGUCCGGAGUACUGGGAGAGAGAGGCUCAAAACCUUAUCGGUGCAGAGCAGGUUUUCAAAGCCAAUAUUGGAGUCGCAAUGCAGCGCUUCAACCAGACUGGAGGAGUUCACACUGCCCAGGUGAUGUACGGCUGUGAGCUGGAUGAUGACGGGACCAAGCGGGGGUUUGAUCAGGAGGGGUACGAUGGGAAGGAUUUCCUCAUCUUCGAUAAGGACACUCUGACCUGGACCGCCCCUGUGCAGCAGGCUGUCAUCACUAAACACAAGUGGGAUGCUAACAGAGCCAGGAAUCAGGGCUUGAAGGCCUAUCUGGAGACAGAGUGUAUCGAGUGGCUGCGGAAGUACGUCCAGUACGGGAGGGAGACUCUGGAGAGGAGAGUUCCUCCUGCAGUGACUCUGCUCCAGAGGAAAGCUCGUGGAUCUGCAGACACGGAGGUCCUGUGUCAUGUGACAGGGUUCUUCCCCCACGUUGUGGAGGUGUCCUGGGUCAGAGACGGGCGGGAUCAGCUGGAGGAGGGGGUGCAGAGUGGGGAGGUGCUGCCCAACCAUGACGGGACCUACCAGCUGAGAAAGAUCCUGACAGUGAGCCCUGAGGAGCAGGGGAAACACAGCUACUCCUGCCAGGUGGACCACGUCAGCCUGGAUCAGAAGAUCGUGAAGGAGUGGGAUCCCAACAUGAGGAGCAGCAGCGAUGGCGGACCCCCUAUUGGGAUCAUUGCUGGAGUCAUAGUGGGUGUACUGGCUCUGGCUGCAGUGAUCAUUGGAGUGGUGAUCUGGAAGAAGAAACAAGGAGGUGCUCAGAAGUCAGACUACAGCAAAGCUCCAAGUAAGGAAGGCUCCGACACUUCCUCUGACACCGCCCCUAAUGUCUGAGGAGAGUGACUCCACUGCAGAGAGAAUCAGCGACUCUGCAGAGAUUUCAUCUUUUACAAUCCUUCAUACGCAAUACUGCUUUAUAGUUUGAUUUGAUUCCACACAUUGCAACUGUACAAACCAGUAGACAAGGAACCUGCCUCAAAAUCAACUGUGUGAAUCAGCAAACAACACAAAUGAUACAAUGAGAGGAACAAGAGCAUGCAUUUCUACAACAUGACAUUAUAAUGGGAUACAGCAAGACGACCCGUUUAACAAGGAGCUGUCGUAUCCAUGCAGGGCUAUUGUAGAAACACUAACACUCACUAGUGUAAUU
Messenger RNA from Acipenser ruthenus (sterlet), 1481 nucleotides. Its product is annotated as H-2 class I histocompatibility antigen, Q9 alpha chain-like. The record is from RefSeq and is a predicted model, not a curated record. Gene Ontology annotation, biological process: immune response. The transcript is spliced from 8 exons. Gene Ontology annotation, cellular component: external side of plasma membrane. Bases 77 to 1165 code for a protein of 362 amino acids. NCBI's taxonomy places the organism in Eukaryota, Metazoa, Chordata, Actinopteri, Acipenseriformes, Acipenseridae.